CUCCCGCGCUUAAAUAGCAGACGGCUAAGCUCGAUAUUCGUCCAGCAACAUAGCUAGUCAUCAGUAUAUACAAGUCAUUGAAAAUGCGCGCUUCUCUCGACUCCACUCUUCUUAUCCUCGCCAACGUCUUGGCAGUCAAGGCUCAGUCAUGCCCUGAUAUUCACAUCUUUGGCGCCCGUGAAACUUCAGUUGCGCCAGGCUUUGGCUCAGCUGGUCAGCUAGUUGAUAUGAUCAAGGCUGAUCACCCUGGCGCAACUUCAGAGGCAAUUGACUACCCUGCUUGCGGUGCCCAGGCUUCAUGUGGCGGCGUUCAGUAUGGUGACUCUGCGAAACAGGGUACUCAAGCUGUCACCACUGCUGUGAAUGGUCUCAAUCAGCGCUGCCCUCAGACAAAGAUUGUCCUGGUCGGUUACUCUCAGGGUGGCCAAAUCAUGGACAACAACAUCUGUGGAGGCCCUGACUCUGGGGCUGGCAUUUCUGAUUCAUCUGUUCCUCUCUCCGCUAGUGCAGUUCAACAAGUUAAGGCCGUUAUCAUGCUGGGUGACCCUCGAUUCGUGAGCGGCCUAUCUUACGGAGUCGGUACCUGCACCGCUGGCGGCUUUGAUGCACGACCUGCAGGCUUCAGCUGCCCUAACGCCGAUAAGGUCCAGAUCUACUGCGAUUCUCAGGAUCCCUUCUGCUGUAACGGAAACGACUCCAACCACCACCAACAAUACGUCAACAUCUACGGAAAAGAGGCUUUGGCAUUUGUCAACAGCAAGCUAUAACGGAGUUCUGUGCAUGAGGAGAGCAUGCCCGUGGCUGCACAUGAUGGUAAAUUGAUUUAGUGAUAUUCUUGGUAAAGACUUCUUUUAUAACAAAGGUUAAGACGAUAUGCCAGCUAUCUAAGUACAUUGCGUGUUUGAGUCUACACUCAGCUAGUUGAAUGCCACAAGUCUUAUCAUAUAUAAUUAUUAAGUUCCAAAAAGAGGAAAUAGU
Messenger RNA from Fusarium odoratissimum NRRL 54006, 978 nucleotides. RefSeq lists its product as uncharacterized. Gene Ontology annotation, molecular function: hydrolase activity. The coding region runs from base 84 to 767 and encodes 227 amino acids. Lineage: Eukaryota; Fungi; Ascomycota; Sordariomycetes; Hypocreales; Nectriaceae. The transcript is spliced from 3 exons. The record is from RefSeq and is a predicted model, not a curated record.